AUGGAACAAUUGAAACGAAGACUGAAGAAAAUGACCGGAAAGUCUGCGAGGAUUGAGAAUGCUCCUCCUCUAUCACCUCCGAGGUUCAAAUCAAAAAAGAUAGCCAAAUUGAGUACCUGCGAGCGACCUGCCCCACUAGGAGAGCGCAAGCGCCCCUUGACACCUCCAAGUGCGCCGGGCGCCCUUUCCCACCAAGAGCAGUCACUAUUUUUCAGCAAGCUUCCGAUUGAUAUUCGGCUAAUGAUCUACGACUCUGUGUUGACGAUAGAGUACUUCAUAUUGCAAGUUCUUGGCGACGACUCUUCUCUCGCAGAUGUCAUGGAACCAACACGGACCCACGAGGCUGGCGUCAUAGAUGCUGGAGCUCGAUGGGCGUACAAGCAGAAGAUGGUACAACAGUGGACUGGUCCGAGGAUGGGACUAAGCCUCCAAGACCUUCUUUCUUUGGGUUACUUCGUUCUUGCCGACGCAUGUGAGAAACCUCAUUUUUUUGAAAAGACUACCUAG
This is a messenger RNA of Penicillium angulare, 507 nucleotides long. RefSeq lists its product as uncharacterized. NCBI's taxonomy places the organism in Eukaryota, Fungi, Ascomycota, Eurotiomycetes, Eurotiales, Aspergillaceae. The record is from RefSeq and is a predicted model, not a curated record. The coding region runs from base 1 to 507 and encodes 168 amino acids. The transcript has 2 exons.